Auxenochlorella protothecoides is the source of this 921-nucleotide messenger RNA. RefSeq lists its product as hypothetical. The record is from RefSeq and is a predicted model, not a curated record. Bases 1 to 921 code for a protein of 306 amino acids. The transcript has 6 exons. NCBI's taxonomy places the organism in Eukaryota, Viridiplantae, Chlorophyta, Trebouxiophyceae, Chlorellales, Chlorellaceae.
AUGGAUGAGGCCGCCUUGUCCCUCCUGGCCGCUACGGGGUUCAUGCUGGCCCUCCCUGAGGCCGCCCAUGCCGACAUCCUGACCGGCAGGAUCGCCAGCCUUGCUCACCCAGUCGCCAUGAUUGCGCUCUUCGGGUCCAGCGUGUACACAGCCGUCCUGGGGUUCCAAUACCGCCGCACGCGCGACCUGGCGGCGGAGAUCAAGGACCUGAAGGCACAGGCACCCACCGCUCCAAAGGGGGAGGGAGAGGAGGCCUCCUCGGCCGUCGCCUCGCCGGAGCAGUCCAGGAUCAAGGAGCUGGAGCAGGAGCGCAAGGACCUGAUCAGGAAGAAGCUGAACGAGAAGCACUACACCUGGGGUUCUGUGCUGCUGGGCCUGGGCAUCACCUUCUCCAUCAUCGGGCCUGUCAACACCUACCUCAGAACUGGCAAGCUCUUCCCGGGUCCCCACCUCUACUUUGGCGCCCUGAUCACGGUGCUGUGGGCGCUGGCCGCCUCGCUGUCUCCAGCGAUGCAGAAAGGGAACGAGACGGCGCGCAUCACCCACAUCACGCUCAACUGCCUGGCCCUGUUCUUCUUUGCAUCUCAGGGUUCGGCAGAGAAGACAGUUGAGCCAUUGAUACGCCUGAGGGAGUUCUUCAAGCGUCAAGGUGCGACACUGGAGGAGGGGUGGUCCAUAGAGAUCAAGCAUCGCAGCGGGGGGUCCACAGCCGGCACGACCGACACGAUUGCUCGGGACUAUGGCCUGGUCGUGGAGCCACCAGCACGCAAGCAGACCAGCCUCAGCAGCUUCUUUGAAGCACAUAAGCCAGUCUCCAGACCAGAGGCUGUGUCCGGCAGCGCUGCCUGCCUGGCGAGCCUCACGCUUCCGCUGACGCUCGCCAAUGGCACCACCAUCACAUCGUGCGCAGGGAUUGGGUGA